GCCGCGGCUGCCGUUUCCCGCCUCGGAGAGCUCUAGGCGUGACAGGCGGAGGCGAAAGGAUGCCCUCAGCCAGGGGAGGGCCGGCGGGGACAGCAGCGGGGUUGUCUCCUCCUGGCCUGCUGUGCCGAGCAGGGGGCGUUCAGGUUCUGCAAGAAACGGGUUGUGAGAGAGUUGUUAGGUGACACAGUUGGACAGAGAAGCGUGGCUCAGGGAUUCACGACAAGUUAUUACUGGCUUAUGCUCAUUUAGAGUUUCUAUCACUCUGCCACCCCUUCCCUGCAGACUUUUACAAGAGAGCUGAUUUUCUCCCCCCUCGCUCGAAUCCUAGCUUGACAGUCUGAUAUGUUAGAGGCCGAAGCUGUCUGGGAGGAGCACACAACUUGAAGAUGAUCCGGAAAAACAGUUCUGCUAUUACUGCUGCCUCUAAGAGGGAUAAGGGGAAAGCACCGGCACCAGCCUGUAAGUGCACACAUCGGAAAUGUGAAGGUGGUGCUGAACCCAGAAGAACAACUUCCAGGAUGAAGCAAAAAGAGCAGGAAGAGAAAAGACAAACCAAAAAAACCCCAACUCAACCCAACAGUGGAGGAAGCCAAGGGAGACCGGAGGCUCAGAUCCAGGGUGUGUAGGCAGGUAUCCGAGCGGUUCUCAGAGAGGAUGUGCCACGCCAUCCUGGAGUGUGGACCCCAGCGUCGGGAAGAUGGUGACGGCCACAACACGGAAGAUACUCCUCUUCUGCCUGGCAUCCUGUAGUUCCAGUGUUGGGAUCGCCAAGUAAGAGUUGCCGUCUCAAGCCGUGGCAAAUUAUCAUUCAAAAUACAGUCAUGGGUUUUUCAAGAGAAGUCUUUCGGCCUGUAGUACUGCCAACCUGUUAAUUUCUCAGAAGCCUUGAGUGUUUCUUAUCACUGUUUUGAAAAUGUUAACAAGCUGUUUUAGGUCAUCUCCUCAUUGCUGGCUUUUGCUUUUAUAAACUAUUUCUUGUAACAAACUUUCAUAUGACAGACCGUUACCUUGAUAAUGGCACAGUUUCUUGACGACAGCACUCUCGCCUCUCUUGAGUUCUCAAGCUGGAAUGUUCUGUGUCUACUGAGCUGUGCUGCAAAAGCUGGAUACUUCAGUUCAGGACCAAAGCGCUUUGUCAGCUUGAGGGCCCUUUCAGAGCUUGCUCCGCAGUUUGGGUUGAAGAGGGAUGAAUACUGUCAGGCCGCACCAUUGCUCAAGCACUUUUCGUGGUUCCCCUGUGACAUUUGUGGUAGUCGCUCUUCCAAAACCUUCAAACCAAAGAAGAAUAUUCCAGAGGGGUCUCACCAGUACGAGCUGCUAAAACAUGCCGAAGCCACGCUUGGAAGCGGUAAUCUCCGGAUGGCUGUUAUGCUUCCGGAGGGUGAAGACUUAAAUGAAUGGGUUGCGGUUAACACUGUCGACUUCUUCAACCAGAUCAAUAUGCUUUAUGGAACCAUUACGGACUUCUGCACAGAGGAGAGCUGCCCUGUGAUGUCUGCUGGCCCAAAAUAUGAGUACCACUGGGCAGAUGGGACAAACAUAAAGAAACCAAUUAAGUGCUCUGCACCAAAGUACAUUGAUUACCUGAUGACUUGGGUCCAGGAUCAGCUGGAUGAUGAAACGCUAUUUCCUUCUAAAAUAGGUGUACCGUUCCCAAAGAAUUUCAUGUCAGUGGCAAAGACAAUUUUAAAGCGUCUCUUCAGAGUUUAUGCUCACAUUUAUCACCAGCACUUUGAUCCAGUGAUCCAGCUACAGGAAGAGGCACACCUUAACACUUCUUUCAAGCACUUUAUAUUUUUUGUUCAGGAAUUCAACCUUAUUGAUAGAAGAGAACUUGCACCACUUCAAGAACUGAUUGAAAAACUCACCUCUAAGGACAGAUAAAAGGAAGAGGAUUUCUUGAAGUCACUUGUUUCUUUAAGCAAGCGUGUGGUAUUUGUUUUUUGUUCGUUUGUUUUUUUAAAAAACAAAAACCUGUGCUGUUACUAAUGACAGCCAAGAUCUACUUUCUGUGCUUUUAUUAGGGGAAAUCUUAUCUGUUAGUGACACGCGGCAAAUAGGUUUUUUUUUUUUUUGAUUGUUGUUACUCAUUGUGGAAUUUUAGCAGAUGCUGAGCAUUUAUAAAUGAAAUGUGCUUGGUUGGGGGAUUGACUCUGCUGGUGGAUGGGUUCUUGUAUUGUGUCAGUGGUUGCCCAUUCUCAUGAAGUCCCUAGAAGACUUGCUUACGUUCUCUAAGUGCCUUGGCAGACUCGCUUCUGAGGUGCAAAGCACAUACAAUACUGAACAUUGCUGGAAACAGGAACUAUGAACUAACACCCAGGACACUUACUGAUACUUGUUUUAGAAAAAUAUAUAUAUGCUUACACUAAAAAAAGCCAUAACUUACUGAAAUCUAUGAUCUCCAGCUUUUAAUACAAAUACUUGUCUUAUUUUUUUAGAGAUUAAUAUAGGAUUUUUCAAAACUAGAUAAUUUCUUACAAAGAAAAGUAAUGGCGAAGUUCUAGUCGCUCAAGCGAAACGAUGAAGGUGCUGUCAAAAUGACAACCUGUGCUUAGCAAGUAGCUAUAUGUCUGUUGCCAUUGGGUUUGGCUUUUCGUAGCUGCUUUUAUUUUUUUAACAGGGAAGCAACAACUUGGGUCGGUCACUUUUGUGAAAUUUCCUAGCAUUUGCCAAAUGAAUGGUUCGUUUGCACGAAUACAGUUAGGGAAAGUAGUCAAUAUUAAAAAAAAAAAAAAGCACUGGGGUAAGACAAAGAAAAACCUGGCUUGAAAAGUAACUAGCGAAUUGAUGUUUGUAAGUUGUGAAUAAGAAGCCUGGCUCUGUGGAGGAGCUCUGGUGGCCAGUGUUUUCUGUGGCAGGGAACGUAGCUUGGAGGGAAUGUAAUUUCAUGGACCACUUCGGAUGUACGUUAGCGUGAUGGUGUUCUCCCCCAUUUCAAAAUGCAGCCCAUCUCCAAGGAACUAGAGCAGUUGGGACAAGUAAUAGGAACAUACCAAUGAAGUUUUAGUGGUUUGCAAUUUGGUCCAUCGUGUGUUUCUGAGAAAACCUAACCUAACUGUGGCCUUCCCCCACGCCUCUCUAGCCUUGUGUUUUCUCAAACCAGAAAAGAGAAUCGCCUGCGAGAUGUUAACCUCUGGGGUGAUCUGCAUGCGAUGACGUGGAAAUUUCUGCUCCAGCUGUACUGGUCAGGUUUCCCCCUGCAGAAGCCCGUAUGACUAGCUCUCUUGUUUGUUUAUGGAUCUUCUUUAGGUUCUGCAGCGUGCUCUCCCGCGAUGUCACCGGUUGCCAAAUGCAGUGCACUAGGUGGUUAACGUUGCCGGGGUCGGCUAGAUUGUCGUGCCGCAAACCCUCCCCAUUUGUAGACCUGAAUAACCUGAAGACCUUGACUGAGUGCUGUACGCUAGUCUGGCUCUUGAACCUCUCAAAUUUACAGGGGAAGCCAAGGUUAGCAUGCGACAGAAAACUCGAGCUUACGUUUUGUGCGCCUUUGCUUGACUGAAAAUGCUGAGUAAAUGGGAAAACACUGUGCAGCAGCCUGCAAAAUUUCUAAGUGGCUAUUAGUGUGGCCAGCUAAUAAACGUCUAAGCACAGUAAUAAACCUACGCUCAUUUGGGAGACUAGAAUGACUACUUCUGAGUUAAAAUGAUGUAUGUCGGAAGCAUCUGAAGGAUAGUUUAAGAACUACGUUACCUUCAGUGGAGUUAAAUUUCCUAGUCUGCUUGAACUGCUUCCUGGAGAAGCAAUUGAAUGUUUUGUUACCUCUUCUGUCUUUCCCCCACCUCGAAAAGUCUUGAGAACAAUUGAGAAAACCUAGUAUUGAGCUAGAAACUGGCACUGUGUACUUACUUCACUGCUGCUUAUUUAGAAAUGGAGACACGGAGCGUUGCCUAGAAAACGUAGCAUGUGUUGGGCUCCUUUGCAGAUCAGUGUCACUGCCCAUUAGAAUCUGCUCAAAGGACAAGUGAUAUUUUCAAUUAUCCUUAUGUUUUGUUUUUUUUUUUUUAAUGUCCUGCAGAAUUACCAAGUUUUCUUAAUGUGUGGAUGUCAAAGGAAAGGUCUUUUAUGCUGUGUUUUCCUCAGCAGUAGGGUGCAAUGCUAGCCUCUGGUGCAGGGUUGGGGGGUUCUCAUAGCUCAGGACUGAGUAACGCAGAAGACCGUCGUCUUUUCAGAGUUACGGGAGCGGUCGGCGUCCACCUGACUAUGCAAAAGCAGCUUAGCUCCCAAAUUUGAACUGCACUAUUUUAAACAGAAUUCGGUCAUGCAGGAAGCUGAUUUUAAGAACGUGAUCUUACACACACAGCUUUUUAUGUGUGCUUCUGUCUGACGAGAGUCUAAUGACUGCAAAUUUCCAGCUACAGAGGCGUGAAGAGCGCCGCAGAUGCGGUUUGAUAUUAAAAAUCCUGUAAACUUUCUAAUGAAAACCAACUUUGCUGAGUUGAGUCAGCGCUGCUAAGAGGCCGCGGGUGCACGUUCACUUACCAGAGAGGAGCCUUUUAACCGUGCUAGAGCUCGUGCUAUCACAGUUACAUUUUUGUUUUUAAAUAGCCAAUUCUAGAAAGUCAGAGACAUCUGCUGCAGUUCAGCCAAUAAGAAUUAGAAUGUAUUACAUAAAAACCCUACUUUUAUGUGGAUAGUGUAUUUUUUGUACUUAGUAUCUGGCAGUGGAACACACUUUUACAGAGUAGUUUCUAGGAAUGUAAUAAAAGCUUGGAGAUCAUGAUUUGCCUGACAGCUGUAUGAACACAUUGUUUAAUUAUUCAGCACUUGAAAACAACAAUAUUAAAGCUAUGUAUGCGGUGUUUGGGAUUUAGUAUCCCUAUGCUGUUUAUACUUGCAGCUUUUAAUUGUUUUUUUGCUUCCAAAAGAUGUGGGACCAGAAGUUGAUGUGUGUUUACACUCUUGAAGUAAGGGCAGGUUGGAAUGCUAAACACAAGUUGCCAUGUUGUACAAACCGAACCUGGAUCGAGCGAAUGUGUUGAUAAAAUAGUGCAUUUGUUGGGGGCAAGGCGGAGGACACCCCUCUUCCCCCAAAUAAAACCCAGAGAAACGAACCCUGAACAAACCCCACGUUACCAAAGGACUCUGUUAGGUGUCGCGAGCGCCUGGAGACAAAAACUUUCGGCUUUGUUGUCAUCGGGAGCGGAAGGUGCCGGUGGGGUUAAAGCAGGCUGGGCCGCCAGUGUAACAGGGUCCUAAAAUUCCGUGGUUCGGGGUGGUUUUCAGCUCCCAGCGUGUUAAACCGUGUCAGUGAUUUGGGUGGUAACUUCAGGAGGUCAUCUACCUCGAGAUGGGAUGGGGCAAACCCUGCUAGGUUCAUACAGUUCUGGCAUCGUUGCCGACGUUGACGCUGUUUAGAUGGCGUGGAUACGUGAUGUGCGCAAAAAUAGUUUUUCGAGCCUUUCAAAUUGAAGUCAGGGAUACAAGUUAAUCAUGCAAAUAGAAAAUAAACCCGCCACAUUCUGCUGUCGCAGGUAGCCGAAGGGUAGAUGGAGAAAACAGGUUUCAAGGAGCAGGUGGCCCGCCUGCAAGUAUCAAGUUUCUUUUACUGCUUACUAUGCAAUGUAGAGCUUUGAAGUUCCGCUUUUACUUUACAAUAUAGAGGAGCACUGUCCUUACUCAGUAUUUGGGAACUGAACACUCUCCCUGACACUCACUUAACAGGUAAGGAUACCUAUUUGCUGCUAUGGACUUUACUUACCUUUCAGAUAAUUCCUUUCUGUUUCUCGCCCCCCCUCCCUUUCUCUUGGAUCGCCAGACCCAGUUUCACUAUAAACACAUCCUUUUUGGAUAGUUGUUCUUUUUUUUGCGCCCCUCUCCCCACUUCCUACCUGCCAGAGUGCUGUAUUACUGUAUAUAACCUGCCCCCUUUCAGUUGGAGUAUUUAAAAAGCUGCAGCGCGAACACAGACUCCGUGCUCUUCUUUCACGAAAAGAUUGCCCGUUACUCUGAAUCUUGUUUCCUUCGCUGCUGAUAGGAGUUGGGUUUUUUGGUUGGUUUUUUUUUUUUUUUUUUUUUCAAACUGCACUACUAAAACCACUAGCAGUUUUCUGGAUGCCUGUCGUCUUUUCCUGGAUAUCUUCUCUUGUAAGGCGAGACUAACAUUGGUUAUUAUAAGUGUUAAACCUUUUUAUUUUCCCAUUUUUCUUAGAAUUUCCUCUUGCCAGGUUAAGAUUACAGUCUAGGUAAAUAUCAGAGUACGCUUUUGUUCGAAGAACCAAUUCUCUAAAUUGUUCAUAGAGUAUUGUAUUUUUAGGGGAAAUUAAUUUUUAUAGCCACUAAACUAUACUCAUUAUUUUUGUACGUUUGCAAUUUCUGACAUUUUUCAGAGACGUGUCGUGGAGGGAACGCUUAUUUUCAUGGCUGUUUUACUACUUGGGUAUGCUGUGGUUGUGUUGCUUAGUACCUAGAAGCACAUACCUCGAUGCGCAAUGGAAGAGAGAGGAGAACGCAAUAAAAGUGAAAUGAGGUUUCAGUAAAAGACCAUUUCUGAAUGAAAAAAGUAAAAAAAGAUAUUACGAAAGCAACACUAACCUUUCCUCCUCCUUGAGAAUCUUAAAAUAUAUGGGAGAAAAUGCAGUGUAAAAUGUAAAAUGCAAGAUGAGAACCCUUACUGUAAGCUAACUGUGCCAAUAUCGCUUCAGUUUGUAGUCACUGAUUGAUAUUUUAGUUUUAAUAAACUAAACAGCUUUUGAUUAAAAACAGAAAAAACAAGUUGAAUGUCUGAAAAAUCUGCAACGUGUUUAUUUGAGAGUUGUAAAUAAUGUAUACAGAUUGUUGUAUGUGAUGGGACAAAAUAUUUAAAUUCUAGGUUUUUUUCAAUAAGAAACUGAAGGCUGUUUAUAAGAGAAAAUAAAUAGCUAUGUUUGACCAUGA
This is a messenger RNA of Grus americana (Whooping crane), 6873 nucleotides long. RefSeq names its product MOB kinase activator 1B (gene MOB1B). Gene Ontology annotation, cellular component: nucleus; cytoplasm. The transcript is spliced from 8 exons. Gene Ontology annotation, biological process: hippo signaling; positive regulation of protein phosphorylation. Lineage: Eukaryota; Metazoa; Chordata; Aves; Gruiformes; Gruidae. The coding region runs from base 1015 to 1884 and encodes 289 amino acids. Gene Ontology annotation, molecular function: protein kinase activator activity. The record is from RefSeq and is a predicted model, not a curated record.